Astyanax mexicanus (Mexican tetra) is the source of this 5838-nucleotide messenger RNA. RefSeq names its product dispatched homolog 2 (Drosophila) (gene disp2). The transcript has 8 exons. Gene Ontology annotation, cellular component: membrane. The coding region runs from base 187 to 4626 and encodes 1479 amino acids. The record is from RefSeq and is a predicted model, not a curated record. Lineage: Eukaryota; Metazoa; Chordata; Actinopteri; Characiformes; Acestrorhamphidae.
CGCACACGCACAAACACACACGUUACCGUUCAGCCUUCCGCUUCGACCUGGAGACCGCGAGCAUCAUGCUAGGCACCGCGAGCGCGCGCUCGGUGCGGUUCCCGUGCUGAGGUGUCGGUCGCGCGCGUGUUUCUGAGCUCGAGCUCCGCGGAGCCGCCGGAGGAGGAGCGGCGGCCCGCCGUCAUCAUGGAUCCGCUUUCCGCCCUCCCGGAGCCAGAUGAUGCUGAAAUAACAGGCGGCGGCGCGGCGGCAGCGGAGGGACCCGCUCAGAGUGAGAUCCCGAAGGUGUCUCUGUGUCCCCCGGACAGUGAGGACGCAGAGUCCCCCACCUAUCACCCCACUAUAGAGGGAGAUCAGGUAAACAGUGUGUCCAGAUCAGCGUCCUCGUCUCACCUGUACGACCCGGUGUCUCAGAGCCGCGUCUACCCGUCCCCUCAGCUGCAGAGAUGCCCGUGCUGCGGACACCACCACCAGAUCCACCGCAACGCCUGCCUGAACCACAGCAACCCUCCGUCCCACCCCGACGCCGUCCAGACGCUCCACAGGUGCAGUCCCUUCCACCAGCCCACCUGUCACAACACCCUGCAGUGCCCCUGGCUGCAGGGGUCACGAGACGCAGGAAACUACAAACCUGUUCAGCAUCACGUGGUGACAGUCAGGACUGAGAGACUCCACCGGAUCCCCAAAAGUUACUCGCAGGUUAUAGUGGAAUACCCGAAGACAGUACUGAUCUCCUGUGUGGUGGUUCUCCUGGCGUUAUCACUGGUGGGGAUUUUGGUCGGCCCCUUGCCGGACUUCUCUGAUCCUUUAUUAGGGUUCGAGCCCCGUGGAACAGAUAUUAGUAUCCGGAUGGCAGCCUGGACCAAACUGCAGGAAAACACAGAGCCUGGGAAAAUGCUGUCUUUCACUUCUCAGCAGUUUCCAGAUAAGAGCAUAACACAAGGGGUCACCAGUAUGACCAGCAGAGCUCAGCAUCACUUCAAACAUCCCACCAGGAGAAUGCUGCACCGAGACUCUGCUGAAAACAGCUUCUUCUGCGAUGGUUUAGGCGAUCACUACGCCCAGCUGGUCUUCCGCUCGGGAAACUCUGCCAGUCUCUGGAGUCUGAAGGCCAUUUACUCCAUGUGUGAGAUGGAACAGACUCAGGUUCGCUCAGAUGCACGCUUUGAAAAACUGUGUGAGGUCAAACCGAGGGAUGCUGACUCUACGGGGGAAUGCUGUCCGAGCUGGUCUCUGGGAAACUUCCUGGCACUUCUCAACAACGUCUCGUCCUGCUUCAGUCUCACAGCGCAGCAAGUUUCUGAGAGUCUGAACCUGCUCAGAUACUGCGCUCCGUACUACCACCAUGGAAGCCUGGUGGCUUCGUGUGCAGAAAGAAGCAAACAUGGAUCCUGUGCAUCUGUUCCACACGACUGCAAACGCUCCGUCAUCAUCUUCCAGAUUCUACACUACCUGGUGGAUAAGGAUUUUCUCGGCCCUCAGACUGUUGAGUACCAGGUUCCAUCUUUAAAAUACAGCGUCGUGUUUCUACCAGUGACAAAAGGAGAUCAGUUAAUGCAGAUUUAUUUGGAACAUCUUGACGGGAAAGAGCUCACUCAUAACACCACCACCAUAACGGGGAUGGACCUGGGGAUUAAACAAAAGCUUUUCAAGUAUUACCUCUCGAGAGACUCAGUCUACCCGAUCCUUACCGUCCUCGCUCUACUGACUGCAAUGGCCUUAUACCUCAAAUCCUUAAUUUUGUCAGUUAUGUCCCUGGCUGCGGUCACUUUAUCACUUUUGACGUCGUAUUUCUUCUAUAAAGUCGCCUUCGGCGUGACUUUUUAUCCGCUCCUCAAUCUUUCAGCGAUUCUGAUCCUUCUGGGAAGCUGCUCCAAUCAAGCCUUUACUUUUAUUGACUCCUGGAAGUUACAAAUGAGCCAUAAUCCUCCAGCUGCACUAGAAAAGAGAAUGCACCGGGUCCUGCAGGAAAUGGGGUACCUGAUAUUGGUGUCCGGCCUGACCUCUAGCGUCACGUUCUACUCAGGCUACAUAAGCAGUAUCACAGUGGUGAGGUGCUUCGCUGUGUACCUUGGUACCGCUUCUUUAAUCAAUACGCUGCUCGCUCUGGUUUGGCUCCCCUGUACGGUUGUGUUGCAAGAGCGCUACGCAGGAAAGACGUCAACUUUUUCUAACAAGCCAUCAUGGACGCCAUGCUGUUCUAAAAAAAUUCCUGGGGGAUUCUGGCACACGAGUUCCAGGAAGCGGUGCCUUUUUAAAAUGGGACAGAAAAUUCGCAGUCUCAAGCGAGGUCUUACCGAUACAUCGAAUUUACUUUUCCUGAAAUUCCUUCCCUGUGGCGUAGUGAAGUUUCGGUACAUAUGGGUCUGCUGGUUUGCGGUGCUGGCUGCGGGAGGAAUUUACAUAUCCUGUGUUGAUCCAGGAAUGAAAUUACCGUCCUCGGAGAGUCGAGCAGCUCAACUGUUCCGCUCCAGCCAUCCUUUCGAGAGGUACGAUGCAGAAUACCGCCACCAGUUCAUGUUUGAGCGAAUGAAACAAGGAGAGGAUGAACCCAUGACCUUGACUCUGAUUUGGGGAGUCGUACCGAAAGACGACGGCGAUCAUUUCAAUCCAAGAAGCAACGGCUCCUUCGCCUUGGAUCCGGAAUUCAACAUGACCAGUUAUGAAGCUCAAAAAUGGUUGCAGGACUUGUGUGGAAAGAUCAGAAACCAGAGCUUUUAUGCAGAGCCGUCGGCCGAACACGUGGGUGAAGCAGUGAAGGACAACAGCUGCUUUGUGGUCGACUUGAUUCGCUGGGUGUCUCUCCGCCGCUGCUCUGAGGAUGUGAGCGAGGAUGCUUUCAGCUUCUGCUGCAACAACAUCUCUUUUCCCUACCCGCCUCACGUUUUUGAACAGUGCCUCAAAGUUAUGGCGGCAGAGCAGCAAACAGAGGCUCAAUCGCCCAGGACUGGAGGUCUUCGGUUUGAUUCGCACGGUCAAAUCGCUGCCCUAGUUGUAGUGUUCAAGACUAACCAGCGUUACAGCUUCAGUUUCAACACGACCUCACAUUUCUACAAUCAGAUUGCGUCUUGGUUUGAUACAGAGAUUGCUGGAGCUCCAACAGGACUCAAGAAAGGCUGGUUUGUGAGCAAAUUAGCGCUGUAUGACCUCCAGCAGUGCCUGAGCAGGGAAACCUUAGAGGUCGCAGGCCUUUCAGUAGCACUUACGUUUUCCUUGCUUCUGCUUACCACGUGGAAUAUCCUUCUGAGCCUUUACGUCACGGUUGCGGUGGGGGGAAGUGUUUUUGCAACCAUUGGCCUGCUUGUGCUUCUGGAAUGGCAGUUAAAUAGCGUGGAAGCCCUGUUUAUUUCGGCUGCUGCGGGAAUGUCUGUUGACUUUGCAACCAAUUACUGCAUUUCCUACUGUCUGGCUCCACACAACGACAGACUGGGCAGAGUAGCACAUUCCUUAAAGAGAAUGGGUUGUCCUGUAGCCAUAGGGGCUGGAGCUUAUUUUUGCGUGGGCAUUAUCAUGCUACCAGCGACUGCUUUGCUUUUCCGUAAGCUGGGGAUUUUUCUACUUCUUGUGAAGUGCGUGGCUUGCGGAUUUGCCACUUUCUUCUUUCAAUCGCUCUGCUGCUUCUUUGGUCCUCAGAAGAACUGUGGGAGAAUAAUUCUACCCUGUGCGACAGAGAGAGCCACGGAAAAUACACUGCCUUCAUGUUCAGCCGCAGAACCCGGAGCUGCCAAUCCUUCCGCUAACGGAACGUUCGGCUGCGGCUCAGGAUCCGGAUGCAGAAAGAGCUUCAGUAAGGAAGGCGGCGGAGGGUUCCUCUGCCCGAAUCAACAGCGUCACCGGCAGCAGCAGGCAGGGGUGAAGAGGGAGCCGGAGCAGUACGAGCUUCAGCCGCUAGCCUGUCAUCUGAGUGACAGCUUUGAGAAUAGCACUUGCACCAGCAAGCUGUCCAACAGACCUUCUGUGCUUUCGGAUGACAUAGAGUUCUGUGGUCUCAGUCCAAAGCGCGAUUAUGACAGGAUUAGCAUGGAAGCUGACAGUGAGGAGAUGGGAAGCAAGAACCCUCCCCCAGCACUGCAAACCUCCUCCCCGUACAAGAGGAGCGUCCUGCGAGCUCAGAGUGAUCUAGUGAAGGAGAGGCUUCUGUGCAAGAAAUGUCGCGGCCAAUCUGUUGCCGGAAUGAAGCUCUGGAACGCUUCCAUAUCGUCAUCUUCCAGCAUGGAAGAUAUCACAGGAACCGAGGCGAAGAGCAUCGUCAACAGAAGGUCACUGUCUAUGGACGAAGCCACGGCGUGUCAUCCACAUAAACGACUUCUUUCGUGUCAGUCUCAAAGCUCUUUCGAGGGACUCGAGGAUUCUAACGAGACGUGCUUGAGUGACAUUGAGCCCAACGUCUCGGUCCCUCCGUCCGUCGCGACGGAGAGCGACGGCGAGCCACGACCCGGCCACCUUAACGGCAAGAGAGACACUCUGCGUCUGUCCUUGAGAGAAACUGUUUACGACAAUAACUCUCCAGGUUCUGGAAGGGGACGGACGAGCCAAAGCGACCUACCGGUGAUCAUUCCGAACAGUAAGCCAGACAUGCCAGACGUCUGGCUGAAGAGGGACGGCCGAGGCGAGGACAGCAGCUGACGGAAAAGCGUUCAGCGAGACUGUUCUCAGCAUGUUCAAUUCUCAAGCUGUGGUGAACUUGUACAGAGCAUCUGAUAAAUUGUAAAAGUAUAUAAACAUAUAUAUAUAUACAUAUAUUUAACUGAACUCGACUGUAAACGCAUACAGCACACUACACUACAGAGAUCUAUGCCUAAAUCUGCUACCUGCCUGCAGGUGAUUACAGAUCUAUAAACACACUACAGUAUAGAUCACACAUUUCUGUGCAAUCCUUUACAUUUAUUUCACAAAACAAAAAACAAAAAAAAAGCUCCACAGGCGACACCGAUGUCACUGCAUGUCUUUCUGUGUGAGCACCGCUAUACUACAGUAUGGGUGUGAGGUAUGAGAGGUAUGAGCCUGUCCCUUGUGGCCUUGUGUUUCUGUUUUCUAACUAAAACUAAAAUUGUAUUUUAGAACUUCUCAAAGCAUUACGGUGCCUGUACCUGAACACAACAACACAACAACAAGGCCAGAGCGGCUCACCGGAGCCUUGUAGUUUUAAACACAAAAGAAAAUAAAAAAAGUCCUUGAGUGUUUUUAUUUUAGAUGGUUUAGAUGGUUUGUAGCUUUUGCUCAUGAUUUCCCACAGUCGUAUCAGAUUGUUAUGACCACCUUUCUUGUUUCUACACUCUUCUACGCUGUUAAUUUGAUCAGCUUCACUUAUUAUAUAGGAGCAUUUUGUAGAUCUAUAACUUUAUUAUCUGUAUAACCUUUCUUACUGUUCCUCAGGCCCCACAGGACUCCAGCCAUAGUCUCAUGUUCUCAAGAAGCUGUCUACAGAAUACACACUGUUGUCUGUAUACAUUAUUUCUGGUUGGUGGAUAUUCUCAGUCAAGAAGUGAUAAUCAGGUGUUCAAAAACUUCAGCAGCACUGCUGUAUCUGAUCCACUCAGACCAGCACAAUAUACAGCUCUGUAUAAAAUGAAGAGAGCACUUCAGUUUCUGAAUCAGUUUCUCUGAUUUUGCUAUUUAUAGGUUUAUGUUUGAGUAAAAUGAACAUUGUUGUUUUAUUCUAUAAACUACAGACAACAUUUCUCCCAAAUUCCAAAUAAAAAUAUUCUCAUUUAGAGCAUUUAUUUACAGAAAAUGAGAAAUGACUGAAAUAACAAAAAAGAUGCAGAACUUUCAGACCUCAAAUAAUGCAAAGAAAACAAGUUCAUAUUCAUAAAGUUUUAAGAGUUCAGAAAUAAU